CACCAUUUCGACGACAAACAGACAGAAUAUAUAGGCAACAGCAUACCGAACGCUUUCAUUUGCUCAUAAUCCACUUGGUGUUGUUUACUCAGUCUUGCUCUGGAGGAGGUCGCAGCGGUUAGCUCGAGGAGCUCCUGCUCAUCAAAAAUGUCGCAGAAAUACGACACCCUCCCAAUGGCACUUAAAUACGACAUCGGUCCCCGACAAUUCCUCUUCAGACAGCCGUCCUCAUUCUCAUCCGCGACGUCAAACAUCCCCCUCACCAAACCACCAUCCUACAUCCCAAUGGCGCCCACCACCGAAGAACCCGCAGCCACCGCCGCGACAACCACCACCUCCCUCCACCGCCUCCCCUCCGCACCCCGCCACUCCACCGACUCCGACACCGACUCCAUCAUCUCCACCAACGCCCGCCUCAUCUACCCCACCUCUCACCACAUCGCCCAAAAAGAUUACACCAGCACCAUCUACCCCACCUCCUUCUUCCGCCUCCUCGCCGCCAUCUUCCUCAUCGUUGCUCUCUCCCUCUUCGCCGCCAGCGGCGCAGGCCGCGCCGUCCCUGCCAUCGUCUUCGUCUCCCUCGCCCUCCUUCGCAUCCUCUUCGUCUUCUUCUUCCACACCCCGCGCAGAGCCCGCUGGCUCGGCUGGAGAGGCGUCAACCUCGCUGUUGAUUUCUCGCUCUUUGCUGGUAUCUUCGGGGCUGUGGGGGGCGCAUUCAGCAACCAGCGAAAUGUUGCGGCGUGCGUCCUUGGCUGGGUUGGCGUUUCUAUCUUUGCCUUAGCGGCGGUUGAUACGGGGCGUCCGACUAGGAUCGCUUUUACAUGGACACUGAGUCUGGAUUUCUGGACGGGGAGCGGCGCGCUGUCGCUUGAUGAUAACUGGGUUGAGGCUAGGAGGCCAGAGAUGGGUGGGAGGGCGUCACCUGUCUAGAGAUGGUGGGGGCCGGGUGAAUGGUGAGGUAAGGGGGUGCAGGUAUGGGCGUUGGUGUCUAUAACAUGCUUUAUAUACGAUACGGUGCUUGGUUCGAGUGGGUUUGAGGAGUUAGGAGUUUGCGGGUUUGGUGGGAUACUUUGGAUAUUUAGAGCUUUUAUGAAUGGUAUAUUUUCCAGACAUUUAUACUUUUCCCGCAGGUAAAAGUGAGAC
This is a messenger RNA of Pseudogymnoascus verrucosus, 1143 nucleotides long. RefSeq lists its product as uncharacterized. The transcript is spliced from 3 exons. The record is from RefSeq and is a predicted model, not a curated record. NCBI's taxonomy places the organism in Eukaryota, Fungi, Ascomycota, Leotiomycetes, Thelebolales, Thelebolaceae. Bases 148 to 930 code for a protein of 260 amino acids.